This is a messenger RNA of Trichoplusia ni (cabbage looper), 6753 nucleotides long. RefSeq names its product putative thiamine transporter SLC35F3. Lineage: Eukaryota; Metazoa; Arthropoda; Insecta; Lepidoptera; Noctuidae. The record is from RefSeq and is a predicted model, not a curated record. The coding region runs from base 762 to 2258 and encodes 498 amino acids. The transcript is spliced from 9 exons.
UUUUGCAAGCAACCUUAAUUUUUCAUAGACAAUCUAUUAUUUCAAUGAUAAAAAGGUACUCAGCAAGGGACGCUUAACCUUAAUACAGUUUAAUUGGCAAUCAAUACGGUAUUCAAUCUAAAUAACAUUAAUAGCGAUUUAAAUUGUCUUCAUCAAAAUUAAUUUACCCAAGACUUUUUAAUAACAGGACUAUGUCCGUGUUCAAACAUCGAUUAAAAAGACGAUUUUAUUUUUGCUAUAGUAACUUUUUUUCCACCAAUCAUUGACCAGCUCGCAACGAGUUGCUUUCCUAUUCGGCCAAUUAAAAUGUGAUUGACACUUUGAAGUUUAGUAAAUGUUACCACAUCGAUUAUCAUCAUACUUUAUUUACCUCGUGCCUUUCGGUUCUUUGCCUCAGCCUUAGUAAUAAUUAAUUUUUCAAUGAUAGCAACUUUUAAUGUUGCCAAUUGAAUGAAAUUGAACACAAAUCCAUAAAAUAAAAAUUAUACUGGUAAAAUGUAUGAAAAUAUUGUAAGAAAGAUUAAUCUCAUCAAAGAAUUUACUACACCUUUCCUUUGUCGGCCAAAAUAUUUAGAAUAGAAGUUUGUUAAUGAGUGCGCAUAAAACAGUUGUGUUUUAUUUAAACACUUGAUACUGGAUAGGGAAAAGUAGGAAAAUGUUUUCCAUAAUAAUUUAGGAAUAUCAGUGAAUUUACAAUGAGUGUAGUUUGAAAUGGUUGUGGCUGAUUUAUAUGAUGUGUAUCUAUAAAUAAACUAGGCAGGAUGGCGAGGGAUGGGGACUUGCCGACUAUUUUCAAUCCUAAACGAGUUCGCGCACCAUCUGUGAUAAUAACAAGUGAAGAGGUGGUAGAGAGUGAACGUGGUGGUGGUGACGGGGACAGGGAUCGUCCGAAUGGUCCUCCGACGCCGCUAAGCCCCCGGGCUCCCCUCACGCCGCAGGUCUCCGUGUGUUCUGCUCCUCCCCUGACGACGCAACCGUCGCUGCAGCAGGCGUACAGCGAGUCAGCCACUAGCAGCCAAGAUGAAGAGCGACAGCUGCGCGAUAAGAAAUGCCCUCGAUCUUGUUGCUCAAAAUUUGCUAAAAAGAUAUACUAUGGCAUUUGUGUGAUGCUGACGCUAACAGCAAGCUGGGUAACCAGUACUCAUUGCAUCAAGCAUAUGUACCUCGAGGAGUAUCCGCCACACACCCAUGGAUUAGUUUACAGCACAGAGUCAUCUCCCUUGGUCAACAACUUCACAUCAAGGCACCAUUCUCAUCAUCUGUACAAUGCCCCAUUCUUCACAGCAUGGUUCUGUACAAACUGGUUGAUAUUCUUCUACCCUCUUUACUUGAUAGUGAUGCUCAUUCACAACAAGUGCAAGUCAGCCAAUGACAUAGUGUUUGAUGCCUUCAGUGAUUUUAAGGAAAAGGGGUUUACUUUUGCGCGAUUUAUAAGCCGAUGUGGACUCUUCUGUUUACUAUGGGUAGUAACAAUCUACAUGUACACCUAUGCCCUGAAGAUCUUGCUCUCCACGGAUGUACUCGCGCUGUUCGCUACUAACGUUUCAUGUAUCUAUCUGUUAUCCUGGGUUAUUCUGCAUGAACAGUUUGUGGGUGUACGGAUAGUGGCAGCCAUACUAUGCGACACGGGUAUAGCUCUCCUAGCCUACAUGGACGGCAUCACUGGCAGUUCCACCCUCGGGGGAGUGGUGCUCGCUGCGUGCGCCGCCGCUGGUUUUGCUAUAUUUAAGGUAUUAUUCAGGAAAGUUAUGGGUGAGGUGAACUCUGGUCAGCGAGCGCUGUUCUUCUCGAUUCUCGGGAUAGUGAACGCGUCACUGCUGUGGCCGCUGUGCUUGGCUCUUUACCUCACGGGAUCGGAGAUGCUGCCUUCACAUCGUAUGCCUUGGAUAUACCUCCUUGUUGCUAGUAUAGCGCUGCUCAUUUUCCACCUGGUAUUUCAGUUCGGCAAUAUCAUAACAUACAAUAUCUUCGUCUCGCUUGCUCUUAUCACUGCUGUACCAGUAUCAGCAGCAUUGGAUGUGGUUCUAUAUGGAGUACAGUUUGAAGGAAUGAACUUGGCUGGAUUAAUACUGAUCGGUGUUGGGUUCUUCUUAGUCAUGUUCCCGGACAACUGGCCUGAUUAUAUCAUGAGGCUUUUGAGAUGGAGCCGCAGUCGGCAGCGCGGCAACAACGGCACGGGCCGCAACCGCGACGCGAUGGACUACCGCACCGGCUACAUACGCUCGCACCUGCGCUCGCCCUCCGGCCGCGUCAGGUGACCGCCCGAGCCCCAAUAGCACCCGCUACACGUCGUGGUCACCUGCGACGGGCGACUCUACGACGCUAUGCGGAAAUCUGUCUGAACUAUAGACGAAACUUAAAUCGAAACAUACACUUUGCUUCUAGAAUAGGACGGCAUAUGACGGAUCAGUACAACGAAAUGGAAAUCUGUCUAAGUUUUGAGAAAAGCACGUGUUUGAAUGGAUUGCGACGAAGCAGAUAUAUUAUGUUCAAUCGCAUACACAUAAUACGCUUGCAUUUAGAUUAGGAAAGCCUACAUGCUGUUGUAUUGUGUAACAGAUUACUCUCGAUAAUAUCCGGAAAUUGUUUGUCGUGAAAUAAGAUUAAGUCCGCUCAUAAUCUAAAAGCACUUUGUAGUGCCAGUAACUACGGAAAUUCGAUUUUGAAAUCAGUAAGUGAUGCAAAUAAAAACACAUUUAAACAGAAUAGCCCAGUAAACAGAUAUUCGAAAUAACUGUUAAGUUUAAAAUAUUGUUCUGUUAAGUUUUAGCGGUUUCUUUAGCUCGUUGUAUAGAAUGAUAAUAUUUAUUUAUAUAGUAAGUAACUAGGCGUUCUCAUAAGCGAAAGAUUAUCGAUAUUAAUUAGCGCUUAGGCAUUUAAACAGUACGAAAGUUUAAAAAAUAUAUUCGGAUAUUUAUCAAAGCCGUAUCGAAUUACGGUAAUAUUUACAUUAAAAUAAAAACACUAGCUUAUUAGUAGCAUUAAAACACAAACAAAUAAUUCGUACCUCGUGAUACUGUCCAAAUCUGUCCAUUGUCAAUAAUCCAAUAACCCAGAGUAUAUAAAUUCUAUUUAUUAUCCUGUGAGUAACUUGUACUAGCGGUUUCUAGAAAGAUUUAGUUAAGACGGUACUUUGCACUCGUAAAUUAUCCUUACUAAUGGUUCUUGCAUACUUAUCUCGGUGUUGUGAUACCCACCCGUAGAUUAUAGAGUAGGUAUUGGACGAUUAAAGGUAUGAUAGACAAAAAAUAUAACAUUAGUACUGCCACUGAUUAUAUUAUAAAUUAUAAUAGUCAUGACAUCAUGGCGUUCUUCGUAUUCGCGGCAGAAAUCACUAACAUAGCUAUUGGUCGAUUGCAUGCGCGUCAUCACAGCUUCAACCAAUCAUAGGCGAAAUACUAUUCGUGAAUGAUCGUGUUGUCUCUCUCUAUGAAUACGAGUUUUACCGAUGUAACUUUUAGUAGUCGAAAGAGUCGAAACUAAGGAAUGAGGCGUCACAUUUUACCAGUUUCAUUUUUGAUACGACAGUUUGGCAAGACAAUAAUAAUAUAGAAACUGACAAUAUCGAUUGGUUCAGGUUAGGCGGCGUUCCUUUAUCAUGUAGUCACUAUUCAUACCUUUAAAAGUCCCUAGAAAUUGGCUUCCGAGUGUAACAUAUUACUCGAUCUCAAAGAAUCUAGUCAAAUAUUAUAGUCAGGGUAAAUUAUAUAAUUAGAUGUAACGAAAAUUUUAUAUUAUGAAACGAGCAUGUGGUAAUAACACUGGAUGCUAUGCCGCUUCUAUGAGGGUAAUCGCAAGCUGUGUAGGUAGGAGGUUGGCAAUCAUUUAAGACAGAAAUGGUAUAAAAUAAAUAUUGAAUACUGAUCAGAUUAACCUCUAUGUUGCUCAUACAUCGUCGCGGCGAUCAGUAUUAUGACGUGGGUGGUUUUUGCAUAUCAGUUAUCGUUAUAAAUGGCGUACGUCGCAGUUGGCGUCCCUAAACAAAUAGUUCUAAUCAUUAUUACAUGCAGAAUAAACGCCCAAUCCUUAGGCGUUUGGUCAUUCAAUGGAUUUUGCUAAAAACCAUUUCUAAAAAGGUAUUUCGGUUUUUAAACCUAUGGAUCAUCGCGAUCUUGGAUGAGCAAAUAACUUAAAACUUUUCAUCUAUGUAGUUUAUGAAAUCUUUCUAAAUUAUUCUUACAUUGGAAGGAAUUAAUGAAUUCAUUCUACAUCAUAAUCAAAGUACAUGAAUUAACCAAAACAUUGAUCUAACAAAUUCAACCUUAAGUCAUUUAUCUUAAAACUUAUAUUUGUCUUUGAUCGUGAAGAAUUCCGAUCUUAUUGUAUCAAGAAGAAGAUCAUUAGAAAAAACUUCCUAUCCCUUUGUUGUCUAUAAAUUCUUACCUAUUCGUCCUUAGCAAACACUAGUUUGUCACUAGUACGAGACGAACACAUUUUUCCUAUAUGAUCGUAAGUAUUACAACCGCCCCAAUGUAGUGUUAAUUCAUAUAUUGUAGCACUCUAAUAAUAAUCAUGAAUGUAGCGUAGUUGUUAGUAUCACGGUCCGUUUUCGGAUGUUUUAUAGUAUGUGAGUUACGACGGUUUUAUAUGGAUUCAAGUUUGUGAUCUUUGGAAAUGAACAGCUGAUGUAUUGUUAUUGUUUAUCGUGCAUACACGUGAAAAAAUAUGGAGGGACUUACUGCUGCAUUCAGAACUAAUACUCAACAUUCAGGUUGGGGACUACUCACAUUUAUAAAAUUUUGCUUAUGCUCAUAGAAAACAAGUAUUUUGUAUGGACGUGUUCAAAUGCGGAAGUCUUCACUGAACAAACGCGUUUACCUACAACACAUAUUUUUUUUUUCUAUGGAUACGAGCUGAGUAGAGCGAAAUAAAUGUAAGUAAUCCCUUAAGUCGCGCAUAAGUGUUGUGUUAUGCUAUGGGUCGUUUGUGAAUACAGCUAUUAUGUACUAAACACUCACAUUCCAAACUGUUUUCCUAUAUGCAUUUGUUGAGUUGAUCUCACUAUCUCAAUCUUGAAAGUACAAGGUAACAAAAAAAUCUCAUUUAUUAAUUUUACGUGUAUUUGCGAAUGACGUGGAUUGUUGCGUUACGUCAAGGAUAUCGAUAGUGUGAUGUCGUUCACAUGUUACACGGUGACGAUUCUGCGAUAGGCCGAUUCGUCAAACUAUUGCAUAUUGCAUAAGACUAGCGCAGGCUUAAGUGAUGACGAAAACAAUAGACGCUCAUAUUAUACCAUGAAAUUAUUUCACGUUUAUAGUGUAAUGGAUUUUAAUAGGCUCGUCGCAAUGAUGCCUAAAAUACGCAGGUGAUAUACGUCAAUCGAAUGAAUGCCCGUAACAUUGUUUACUAAGUGUAAAUUGACGGUAGUACGAAAUACCUAGUUACCUAUUUUCUUGUGAAAUAAUUUCAUGGGAGGCCUUACAAUAGUGAAUAGACAAUGUCAGACUUGCAUGCAGCUCACACAACCCGAACAGCUUCACAAAACGCCUGGAUUUCAGACUGUGCAAUCAUGAAUUUUAGGUAAGUAAGUAACAUGUAAACGAGAUCUGUUUUAGGUUCGUAUAAAGUGAUUGGAAAAUAUGAUAAAAAUCUUAAUAAAAUAAUAACAUUAAUACAUUAAAAUUUAAAGUAUUUAACUCACAUGUUGACCAUUGUUUUGAUGGUUUGUUUAUUGUUACGUGCCUUUACCAAGUUGUAGUGUGAACGCACCUCUGUUGAAACCCGCUGAACAUGUGACGUCACUUUCAUAGUAGUUAUAUUUAUCGUCAAAUAUAGUAUGAUCUCAUUAUUUAAUCUAAGUUAUGAUAUUCUAGUAAUAACUAUCCCAUGACUACCCCUUUGCUAUAUAUUUUCAUUUGUUGUUAUAUACCUUCGACGUAAUUGAUUGUUGUUUGUAAUACAGCCCAAUGAGGAUCAUUAUGGACUUUAAAAUUUGUUAUACCAUCGCAAAAAAGGAAGUUAAUGUCUCUUGGAUUUUUUUGUUGCGUAAGGUGGGUAGACAGAAAUUACUUUUCGCCCAUUGUUCGAUGGAGAUGAAAAUAGAAUUAUUGCUCAAACUGGUGGUUAAUCUGGUAUUGUUUUUAUACAUUCACGUUUCUUAAGUCCUUAAUGAUCCCUGUCGGCCUGUACGUGUGUUACUAUGAUUGGCGCGUUUGCGGCUGUAUGUUGUAACGUCUUAGCUCAAUGUCUCUGUUGUGACUGAUGUUUUGUACGAUGCUUACUGUAGAUACCUUAUUAUUUUUGUAUAGUUCUUUUAUUUUAGACGAAUUGUAAUUCCGUGAUUUUGAAAUUCGAUUACAUAAAUCUUAAAUCAUGACACUAAAAUUAUAAUAUAAACACAAAACUUUUGUAAAUUAAAGAUCUCAAAUAUUGACGUUAAAAUUUUGUACAUUGGUUAUUGUUUCGACAGUCUUUAUUGCUCGUUUUAAUUGUAAAAUUUUAAAGACUGAAUUAAAUGGAAGUUGACUAAAAUUCAAUUAUGCAGUCAUGGAUGUUAGUCUAGUCGAUAGUUUAGGUAUUACUUAUGAUAAUAGGUAUUUUAUUCGGUACGUAGAGUACGUAGGGUCGUAUGUAUUUGUGUCUAGAGUUAGUGAUACUGGUAACUUGUAUUAGGACACGUGACGAGUAGCAGCAACCUUGUGUAUGUCUUACAUUACCUGUAGCGAACACGAGAUAACACCUUGGCCCCUGUGAUUCAUUUUGUUAGUUAAUGUAGCAGUAAUUUGUUGGUCAUGAAAUAAAUUUGUCAUAAAA